Paralichthys olivaceus (Japanese flounder) is the source of this 1470-nucleotide messenger RNA. Lineage: Eukaryota; Metazoa; Chordata; Actinopteri; Pleuronectiformes; Paralichthyidae. The record is from RefSeq and is a predicted model, not a curated record.
AACGUCUGGGGAGAAAGUGAGCGAUGCCACAGCAAUAAAGCUGUAUGGUCAGGUUCCCCCUAUAGAGAAGAUGGAUGCUUCUCUCUCCACACUCACCAACUGCGAAAAACUGUCUCUGUCCACAAACUGCAUAGAGAAAAUAACCAACCUAAAUGGCCUGAAGAACCUGAGAAUAUUGUCAUUAGGUAGAAAUAACAUAAAGGCACUAACUGGGCUGGAGGCAGUAGGAGACACCCUGGAAGAGUUGUGGAUCUCCUAUAACUUGAUAGAAAAACUGAAGGGAAUCCAGUGCAUGAAGAACCUGAAAAUCCUCUACAUAUCCAACAACCUGGUGAAGGAAUGGGGAGAGUUUGUGAGGCUAGCUGAGCUACCGUGCCUUGCAGACCUGGUGUUUGUUGGAAAUCCCCUGGAGGAGAAGCAUUCAACUGAGGGCACUUGGAUGGAUGAAGCUUCUAAAAGGCUUCCUAACCUGAAGAAACUAGAUGGAACCCCAGUCAUUAAACAGGAAGCGGAAGAAGGAGAUGAAGAAAGCUGAGAAGCAUGAAGUUCUACAAAGUUACAAGCUCCUAAGAGUUUUCCCCUGGAAUCUAUUUUGUACGUCAUUGGUUUUGUAUGGUUUGUCAUGUUGCUGUUCUUUAUAUAAAAUGUGAUUCUUACAACAGCAAACCUGUUGAAGAUCAAGAAGCACAACAACAUUUACAAAUACAAAUACACAGAAUGUGUAUAAUUGAAAAUAAGAAAGGGUUUUUAAGACAGGAAAAGCACAUAUCUUAAUGUUAUUUACAACUUUAGCAUUAUAAUUCGGUUUUUUGCUAAUCCUUCAAAACAAAAAGAAUUUCAAAGCUUAUAUUUCAUAGUAUCCUUGAUUUUAUAUACAUCAACCCUUAUAGACAGAAGUAAAGCACAGCAUAGCACACACAUUAGUGAACCUGACUGUUCUCAGUUCAUAACACGUCCACAGAGAAAAGGCCAGUCACAAACACCGUUAAAAUGGAUUAUUGUUCUUCAUUUACAUGUCAUUUUGUAUCAACGACAUGACAUUUCCAGCAAAUAGUUGCAUCUUGCUAUGGUACCAUUACCUAAACAGCACACAGUGUUUUCUUAGUUAUCUGAAUUCAGGAUUAGUUGAAAUUGAUUUUACUCAGGUAGUAAGUAGCAGCAUUAAAACAGAAGGUUAAAUUUGUGUCUACUCCAUUUCUAAUGGUGACCAUCUAAACUUACAUGAUCAAAACAUCCACUGUUUCGUAUGGUACUGUGUUGUUUGACAUCUGGCUUUAUACUGUAAUACUGUGGUCACACAUAUAUGUCUAAAUGUGAGUGUAUUCUGCUCUAACAUGAGCAUGCAUUGUAAUAACAAAUAGUGUCUAUUAUUUUGAAGGGCAAAAAAGGGCAAUGUUUUAAAUGUAUUUUCAUGUUUAAAUUAUUAUAUAGGACAUGUUUCUACUUAAAGUUAUGAGAUGUUUAUGAUUU